AAGCGUGACUACAGCAGUCAAAAUAUACUAGUUGGACUACUGAAAUUAUUCAAUCUUACCGUUUAUUUUCUUUUUAACAAUGGGGGAAUUAUUGCUACACAUUUUGCACCAGAUUGAUACAAACAGUGGCCAAAGUUACUUCAAAAAUUCACCUUUGAAAAGAAAAUCAACUGCAGAUAAAACACAGAGAAGCAAAUCAGCUUCAGCAUGUAUAGAACGAAAAGCAACACAACAACAGUUCUUUGUACUUUCUAAACUCUGCGCAGUUAAUACACUACACGACAGUAAAAAGCCGAACGAAGUUGUUCGAAGAUCCCAAUCAAUGGCAUCGGCCGAAGUGCCCCCGACGCCGAAUCAGUCUUCUGCGGUCGGGGCCGAUCUGGACUACCACCGAAUCAAAACUCCGAAGUUGACAGGGCGACUGCACAACACGAGUUGGAGUCACUCGCAGUCGUACGGGGAGAAUGAAAUAAAUCUUCCUGAUUGGUUGAGCGACCGAGAACGAACGACAGUUGUACGAAGUGUGCCGAAGCUUAAACUGCAUGAAGAAGAGUUCGCACAGAGCCCGCGAACAGUAGCAUACACCCACCAGCAGAACCUGACUCAGUACGAGCAGCAUCAGCAGCAGCAGCUGCAGCCCCAGUUCCGACUAGUCUACCCCAGACACAUGCUCUCCUCCCUGCGGAAGGUCACUGGGCUGAACAACUUCAUAGUGCAGCCCAAUGCAGUCGCACCCACUCCCGAGGAAAGAUUCAACAUCACCAGGGAACUAAUUGUCAAAUCAAGUGCGCCCAAAAUUGACUCGGGCUAUGCUGCACACGUUUCUCACAGGCCUGAAUUCGCAGAAAAACAAUUCCACCAGACCAUAAACGGCGCCUACGUCCCUACUGGGGAUCCUGUUAGAGACCGGGAGAGACAACGCCCCCCGAAAACAGAAGAAAGUGGAUACAACCUACAGAGAUCCCAGACAGUGCCUGAUGAUCUUCUUCUAUCCGAUUUCGAAGACUUGGAUCUCGAGGAGCUGCAGAAUGACAUAAUCUUCACCAAAGAUUACUUCGAGGCGCUUGACAGUCCGAUGCGACAAAGCCUACUCAGACUAAAAGAAAGAAAGACGAAAGAAAGGUAUGCUUUCAAAGAGAAGAAUGUACAGCGUGUAAAAACAAGAGAGUACUUACAAAAACAGCUUACAAGAACUAAUUACAUUUCAAGCUCGCUUGGAGUCUUGAUGGCUUCCGGCGACCAGUCAGUUUUCGAACGAGAUCUGACUUGGAAAACGGCCAGAAAAAUUGAGAUUCUUAGAAACAAAAGUCGAAGUACACCACUGGUUCCAUAUGGUAUACUCUACCCUAGAAUUGGAGGAAUAACCCGAUUCCAGGGUAGACCAACUAAGGGUGAAAUAUCCCUGAUUGAAAAGAGAGUAGGAAAUAUGAGCAAAACCUUUUUGGAUAACAAGGAAAAUAUCAAGGCUUGGAAAGCUUCGGAUGAGCCGAUUUCGACAGCAAUUCCAAACGAGGACGACGAAAGUCGAAAUUUGAGUUCGUUGGAUGUUUUGAGUCCCGAGGAACGCCGACAAUACGCCGAGGAUGAAGCAAAAGUUAGUCGCAUAAGACAUUCUUUCGAAAAACUUCCAAAUAUAGAUAAAAAGACAGCUGAAAUAAUGGCACGACAGAUAACGGAAGACGAACGAAGAGAGUUCGGAUAUAAUCCGAAUCAAUUUGACAACAUAAGUUUGAACGGUGAGAAUAGAAUUGAACCAAGAAGAGGCAAAGCUCCGACAGGCACGUUAUUUAAGUCAAACUUAGUACAACGAAACAAACCAAAAGAACCGACUAGUAGUUCGGAUCAAUUCGGUUUGGGCAAAACUGCAGCACCGCCGAAAGAUCCAAAUGCUCGAAAACUGGCUCGGAAGCCACCCAAAACUCGACCAGCGUUCCCGGCGAAGCAAAAGUUAGCAAAAUUCAACAUGGAUGCUCCGCCGGCGACGCCGAGCGAGUCAAAACGAGAGCCGAAAGAUGAUUCAGCCGACUCGAACAAAGUGUUCAUUACGCAGCCGAGAGAAAUCAGUAAUGUAGAAGGAACUGAGCCCGGGCCUGAUGACAAAGCACGAGCUAUUUCGUCAAGUGGUCGAAAGUCUGUUUCUUUUGAUGACGAAGUAGAGACGAAAUCAAUUGACGAGAAUGAAGGUGUUUCAGCCGACGAGCCGAAAGCGUCCCUAGCCGAAAAUCAGAAUAUAUCCGAUGAAUUGGGUUCUACCUCAACUGAGACUAAAGACACAAAUGAAAAUGAGAAAGUUUCUCCGUCUAGCGAAAAAGAAGCCAGCUUAGCUGAAACCGAUACAAGCACAACUGCUGCGGAAUCAGCUCAAAGUGAGUCUAAUUUUCCUAAUAAGGAUAUAAACGACACAUCGGAACCGACGCUAAAUGAGUCUGAUGUUCAAAAAGACGACGGUAAAAUAAUUGAAGCUGACAAAGAAGUUCAGGCUGAAAAAGUUCAGGCUGAAGAAACGGAUGAUGAAAACUAUUUGAAAACUAUCACAGAAUCGAACCAUGAAUGAUUAAUUUUUGUAUAAAAUACAUUUUAAGUUGUGAUACUUCCCAGUUUUUGCGUCUAUGAAAGUUUUUGUUUGUUUAAAAUUACUACUGUAGAGGUGU
Messenger RNA from Symsagittifera roscoffensis, 2651 nucleotides. RefSeq lists its product as uncharacterized. The record is from RefSeq and is a predicted model, not a curated record. NCBI's taxonomy places the organism in Eukaryota, Metazoa, Xenacoelomorpha, Acoela, Convolutidae. The transcript has 4 exons. The coding region runs from base 80 to 2554 and encodes 824 amino acids.